CGACGCGUGAGGCUUAACCGCAGUCCGCAGCAGGUCGGCCGGACCAUAGCCGACGAGCGGCGGCGGCGCCGUGAUCUCCCUCCCGAAGCUACUGGUCUCGACCGAGGGGUUAGCAUGGGGGAGGAAGACGAGGACCCCGACUGGCUCACCGCGUUUCAGGCACCAAGUACGGCGCCGGUGAUGCUUUCUUCUGGGUCUGAUGCUUCUCCCGAAGCUAGUCCUACUAGGACCACUCCAUCUAGAGAACAAGGAAACAGAGAGAAACAGGCUUGUUCAGAUUAUGCAGGUGAUAGAGAUGACCCUGAACAAAACAAGGGAAAAACUCUGUCAUUUGCUAGAAGAAAAACCCUUAGUAGUAAAAAAGAAGGACCAACCACAGAUGAAAAACAAGAUAACACUAGUUGCUCGACUCCAAAGAAGGAUAUGGUUACACUUUCAUCUGGUUCUGAUGCUUCCCAUGGAAACAGCCCUUCAAGGGCUGAUGAUGCUAAUCAUGAAGAGAACUCACUUAGCACUCCCAAGAGAAAAGGUGUUCAACAAACUAAGAAUAAAAAACGAAAAGUUGCAGGAACGAAAUCUGAUCCAGACCAAAUAGGUGGUAAGACAUACACAUCGGAACAUCAAGAGGGAGUCGCUGAGGAUGAAAUGCAAGAUAAACUUACAGGAAACCCAGUCUCCCAGAGGUUACCAUUAAUGUUUCCCGAUAAAGUUCAACGUUCAAAGGCACUGAUUGAAUGUGAUGGUGACUCGAUAGAUUUGAGCGGAGAUAUUGGCGCUGUUGGGAGGAUAGUAGUUUCAAAUGGUCCUACUGGAAGUCAGGAUUUGUUGUUAGACCUGAAAGGAACGAUAUACAAAACAACUAUAGUUCCAUCCAGGACAUUUUGUGUUGUUAGUGUGGGACAAUCAGAAGCAAAGAUUGAGGCUAUAAUGAAUGACUUUAUUCAACUUGAACCACAGUUCAAUUUAUUUGAAGCAGAGACUAUGAUGGAAGGUACGCUUGAUGGAUUCACAUUUGAUUCAGAUGAGGAGGGUGAUAAGCUCCCUGAAUCACAGGCCUAUCAAAAUGAUCAGAAUAAUGAAGAUGACGGUCAACCUAAGGCGAAAACCAAAAGAAAAGCUGAGAAACCAGUGGGGAAGGCACCGAAGAAGGCCAAGGGUGCAGGGAAGGCCCCUAAAAAGGGCGCGAGGAAAACCCAGCCAGCGAAGAGAACUAGGAAGGCGAAGAAAUGAUAUUUGUUGAUUUGUUUGCGAAAAAAUGGCUGUUGAGAACUUGAGAUAGCUGGCGGCUGAUAAUUCACUCUGAAUUCUGAUUGUCUGAAUUUGCCGAGAUAACUGAUCUGGGUCCAUCGGGUGUAACAUCAUGUAGCACUUAGGAGUAUUUUAGAGAUGAAAAAAAAGAAGAGAAAAUGUAAAAUUGCAAAGACGAUACUGUGUUUACAUACUCCAGGAGCUCUGUAUCCUCAUUUCCAUGUAGAGUUUGUAAGCUAAUACAAAAUUCUGGAGUUUUUCCAAAA
Molecule: messenger RNA, 1514 nt
Organism: Panicum hallii
Lineage: Eukaryota; Viridiplantae; Streptophyta; Magnoliopsida; Poales; Poaceae
Product: DNA-binding protein BIN4
Exons: 12
Coding region: 115-1230 (371 amino acids)
Biological process (GO): chromosome organization; DNA endoreduplication
Cellular component (GO): nucleus; DNA topoisomerase type II (double strand cut, ATP-hydrolyzing) complex
Molecular function (GO): double-stranded DNA binding
Source: RefSeq, a predicted model, not a curated record